Messenger RNA from Sphaeramia orbicularis (orbiculate cardinalfish), 3099 nucleotides. It is a transcript of the gene ubxn6, whose product is annotated as UBX domain protein 6. The transcript has 11 exons. The coding region runs from base 112 to 1419 and encodes 435 amino acids. NCBI's taxonomy places the organism in Eukaryota, Metazoa, Chordata, Actinopteri, Kurtiformes, Apogonidae. Gene Ontology annotation, cellular component: cytoplasm. The record is from RefSeq and is a predicted model, not a curated record. Gene Ontology annotation, molecular function: protein binding.
AGUUUCCUUUCAGCUCAAGUAUUGUUUUGGUCGUCCUCCUAAGCUAGGAGCCGUGCUCGUAUAUUGGUGUUUCCUUCUACAGCCACAUUACCUCUGUGACAGCUCAAGGAAAUGAAGAAGUUUUUUGAAGACAUUAAAAAGGACAUAAAAUUUAAAUCCGCGGGACCUGGUAAGAAGCUAACAGAGGACACCAGUUCCAAACCAGAACCGGUGCAGAGCAGCUCCACUGUUAAAAAUCGCCAUGUACCCAGUCAAGGAGCCCAGAUGGCUGGAGCUGCAGCCCUGGCCAGGAUUGAACAGCAGCAGCGGCCGAAGGUGCACACUUCCCACGACGCCAUCAGGAACCAGGUUAAAAGAGAGUUGGAGGCAGAGGCGGCUGCACUGGCUGAAAAAGAAAAGGCAGCUGCAGCAGAGGGAUCCAAAGUGAAAGAUCCUUCAUGUCUCUCAGUGUCUGGAGUGUAUUUUAUCUGUCCCUUAACUGGAGCCAUUUUAACUAAGAGUGACAGGGAAGUGCACAUUAAAGAGGCUAUUCUAAUGCGGUUUGAAGAGGAUGCGAUCGAGGCCUCUGUUAUGAUGAUCCACACAUUUAACAAAGACAGAGAUAAAGUGAAGGCUGCUGUGGACAUUAUAAGCAAGUAUGUUGAAAAUGUAUGUAAGAAUCCCACAGAAGAGAAAUACAGGAAGAUUAAAGUCAGUAAUAAGGUGUUCCAGGAGAAAGUCCGUUGUGUGGAAGGUACCAGAGAGUUCCUGGAGGCUCUGGGCUUCAUAAGUGCUAUGCUUCCAGUAGAGGGUCAAGAAGACGAGGAGUUCCUGGUCUUACCGGAACAGAGUCCUGACGCCCUGGAGUUAAUGAAGGAAAGAAGGGAUCGUCUUCAGAGAGGAGAGCCCGUCAGAGCUCAGCUGGACAGACAGCCUCAAGCCUUCAGAUCGUCUCCAAAUGCACAACGCUUCGAGCUGCCGCCGGAAUUCUACAACCUGACAGCAGAAGAGCUCAAAAAGGAGCAACAGCAGCGGAGUGAUUUAGUGGAGAAGAACUCCAUGUUGCGCACUAAGGCCAUGAGGGAGAGAGAGGAGCAGAGAGAGAGGAGGAAGUACAACUACACUCUGCUGAGGAUCAGGCUGCCUGAUGGAAACCUGCUACAAGGGACCUUUUAUGCCUGGGACCGGCUUCCUGUGCUCUUCACUUUUGUACGAGAGUCUCUAGUGGACGGUUGGCAGCCCUUUGAGCUGAUCGCACCCGGAGGUCAAAAACUUCAACAAUCUGAGGAAGUCGCCCUUGCAGAGUGCAAUUUGGUUCCUGCAGCUCUGCUAACGUUUGCCUGGGAUGCGGCUGUGCAGGCAGACAUCGCAGCCGCUGGUGGAAAAAGCCCAUCCCUCCUCAAACCCGAACUACUGGAAAAAAUUCAGACCCUGAGCUGAACAUCCAGACUCUAUCCCUGAACUGUCCCUCCCUGACACUACUGGGAUGAAUCUGCCCCUUUGCAAAUGCCUAGUGAUGUGUUUAUUUUUUACAAAAGCUAAAAGUUAAGGCAAGGGGAGGGGGGGGGCGGCGUUUUCACCCUAACGUUUUCCAAGUUUCCUCGUACCCCGCUCCCUCUGCCGUGGAGGAACGCCCCACAGUCUUGUCACCAACGGCGAGUAGAAAUCAGCCUGCGGAAGGAAGCGCUGUUAGGAAAAAGCACGGGAUGAGUGUUGUUUUUGUUGAGUUCUGAAUGUACAUGCUGCGUAGUAAACAGGCUGUCAGUCCUCUGCGCUCUUGCUAGGUUUUACUGUACAAGGCAUGUUGAGAGACCUUGUUUGAACUGUCAUCAUCUCCCACCUCGUUCCGUAAAAACAGACGGAUUAAACCGUACGUUCGAACCGCGCUGUCAUGGAAAAGAAAAUGAAGAAUAGAGCCAAGAAAGCUGUUCGCAUAAAACUGAGUGCACCUGGUUUAUUGGUGCUGGAGUGUAAGUCAGUGUUUAGUUCAGAUUUCAUGUAGCUCCGUUGCAGUUUAUAAACAUACAUUUGUCUUUUUUUUUUUUCCCCUGCUCUGCGUUAAUCUUGCACUGUUUUAUUCAGCAUAGUGUUGUUUUUUUGGUUGCACAGAUAAUUAAAGCAUCAAAUAGCAUGUUUCAUGUGCACAACCCCAGAUUUUGUCAAUGAAUGAAUGAAUGUUCAAAGCCCAAUCCUACAUUUAUCAGAUGUUUAUGUUGAAUAAUGUACACAGACUCUAAUGUACAUACAGACAAGGUCCCACUCGACAUGAUUUCAUCAGUUUAAAUGUGUUGUUGUGUUUUAGUUUGAAGCACUUUGAAGGUUAUUUAACAUUUGAUAAAAGGUGUUCAGUUGUGUCCUCAUACUCAGGACAGGGCUUUUGUUGUUUGAUGCUCACAGCAGAAGGUUCAUGUCAUCACUUCCAGCGCUCAUUUAGCUUUAGAAUUACUUAAGCUUCAAUCAAAAAGGGGUCUAGAUUUCAGGAUUUUAAGGUUGGAGAAUUUAAAAAAAAAAAAAAUUGAGAUAUGGUCAAACAGACUGAUGUGGAGACUUCAGAUGUUUAGAUGAAUCCUUCACAGGUUCACUAUGAAAUGACAUUUACUGCAGAAGCAUUUUGGCUCAAUACUAAUCUAUACAGAGGAAGUAAGAGUCAGAUUAAUGUGUAUGCUUUCUAGAGUUUAUGCUGACAGGUAGUUGUGUUGUCUCUUACACUUGUGGUUAUUAAAACAACAACCUACCUCUCAUGACUGACUUAUAAAUACAUCCCAUUUGAGUUGUAUACAAACACUAACAGAAGGAGGUCACUUCCCAGGCUAAACAGUAGUAUUCCUUGUCAGUGUCAGCCAGUUAACAUUUGUCACACGAGUUGGUUUCAUUUUGAGUCCGAGUUAUUUCAAAGACCAAGUUAUUUCUGCACUCCUCUGCCGACUGUCCGGUCCUACUCUAUCGAAGGGUGUAAAUGUUUUCUCAGCAGUGUUAAAUGAUUUGUGAGAAGUCGUGAUCAGUCCAAACAAUGUCUGAAUUGUGUUCUGUUGCUUUUAAUCUGCCUGUAAUCAAGAUCUCUAGCAUUGCAUCCUAACUUUUGUUCAAUAAACGGAAAAGCUAAAUCUGAACCCAGAAGGA